Messenger RNA from Daphnia magna, 693 nucleotides. RefSeq names its product coiled-coil-helix-coiled-coil-helix domain-containing protein 7. The transcript is spliced from 3 exons. NCBI's taxonomy places the organism in Eukaryota, Metazoa, Arthropoda, Branchiopoda, Diplostraca, Daphniidae. The coding region runs from base 223 to 537 and encodes 104 amino acids. The record is from RefSeq and is a predicted model, not a curated record.
CGUGAACCCUAAUCUGGAAUAGAAGCAGACGUCUCUUGUUGAAGACAUAGUUAGCAAGUUCUUAAAUUAUUUAGAUUAAGUUACAACAGUGCUUUUAAACUUAAAACUAGAAAAAAAUAGUUUCAAUUAUUCCUGAAUUUCUGCAGUAAGAGUAGGGCGAAAUAUUUGAAUUUGACCGAAGACUUCUAAGCUUUCUUCAUAUGCGUGGAAGCAGUAAAAAUCAUGGAGGAACACAAAAUAAGUGAGCUAGAGCGAAGCAAUCAAAGACGCACAAAAAAUCGCCAAGCCACUGAAUUCAAUAACGAUUUAAACAAUCCCUGCUCAAAAGAACACAAGAUGGCGAAUGAAUGUUCAUCAAACAACUUCCAAGAUAGGGAUAAAUGCAAAGCAUACUUUGCAAAUUAUCGAGCUUGCAUGGAAUUCUGGACCAACAUAAAAGCUGAAAGAAGAAGAGAACGAAUCCGUCCAUUGUUACCUCCACCUGAAGAAAGGGAGCAAAUUCUUCAGGAUGCACGAAGCAAGGCCAAACUUUCAUAACCCUAUUCUUAAAGUAUUUGGCAGUUGGUCUUUGUUCUAGUUGUAUCUAAAGUUUGUUAAGUAGGGCAGUAAGAUGGCUAACCUGUACAUAUAUUUUCAUCAAAAUGAGUGAUGGAAGGUAUGUAUAAUCUGAUAUAAUAUUACUGAGCAAAACUA